This is a messenger RNA of Micropterus dolomieu (smallmouth bass), 3857 nucleotides long. RefSeq names its product TNFAIP3 interacting protein 1 (gene tnip1). The transcript is spliced from 18 exons. Gene Ontology annotation, biological process: negative regulation of canonical NF-kappaB signal transduction; cellular response to lipopolysaccharide; regulation of transcription by RNA polymerase II. The coding region runs from base 146 to 2233 and encodes 695 amino acids. Lineage: Eukaryota; Metazoa; Chordata; Actinopteri; Centrarchiformes; Centrarchidae. The record is from RefSeq and is a predicted model, not a curated record.
UUUACAUCAAACGUUGCGAGGUGGAAUUUCCCAGGUUACAGCACAGACCAGUAGACCACUUCCGCAAUAGAUGUCUGGGCAGAGAGACGUGAGGCCACUGCGAGCUGAAAGUUUGGAGGACCAUGUCUAGGAAUUAAUCACGGCGAUGGAAGGGAAAGGCCCGUACCGCAUCUAUGAUCCAGGUGGGAGUGAGGUUAAGGCCAGGGAUGAGGCCGGAGGGGGAAGCAGUUAUCGACAGCUACUGGAGGAGAACAGCAUACUGAGGGAGCGGAUGAAAGGACUUAAGAGCUUAGGUGAUUUGCUGGAAGAGUCUCAAUCAGAGGCGUCGAGGCUUCGACAGCGAGUGGAGGAACUUGUGAGAGACAAUGAGGCCCUCAAGUCGUCCAGUUUUGCUGCCAGUCUGUGUAUGGGAGGGCCUGUUCAAACUGAGACACAAAGUAAACCCUGUUUACACUCCACUGCAGAGCAGAAGGAGGAGCAAGCAAGCUGUUUAGGGAAGACCCUUCAGCCUGAGAAGCCCAAUGAAGCCUCAUCAGAGUUUGAGGUUGUGAACAUGGAUGGGAAGACCGCAGAUGCUUUGACUGCCGGGUCAAUGGCAGGCGUAAUCCCCGUCCUGCCUCAGGAGAACAUCGAGCUAGCGAGCCAGCUGAAGAGACUAGAGAGCUCCUUCAGCAUUUUUGCAGAGGAGUCCAAUCCGAACCAGCUGUUAGCCCAUCUCGGACGCAUGGCUGUGGAGUUUCACCAUCUUUCCUCGAAGGUCCAAAAGAAUGAACAGAGGACCUCCCUCUUACAGACUCUCUGUGAGCAGCUCAGACAGGAGAAUAAUGAGCUUCGAAAGAAAAUGGAAGAGGAUCAUCAUAUCAGGAAUCGAGAUUUAGAACAGCUGAGACAGGAGAAUCAGAAGCUUAAGGAGCUGGUCACAGGAGCGGCAGCGGCGGCAGCAUCAUCUGCGGCGCCAUCUGACACCGAUGCUCAAGAGGACAAAGAGGAGCCUGCGAAGGAGGAAUCAGUCGCUGUAAGAUCUAAGAUGGAGGCUGCCACACCGCAGAAGAGUGGAAAAGCUGCAGAGAAAACCCCAACUAAACCUUGUGAUGUAGAGGUGUAUGAAAAGAAGAUCAAGCUUUUGGAGAAGCAGAGAAAGGAUGUACUGGAGGUGAACAAGCAGUGGGACAUUCAGUGGAACUCCAUGAAGUCACAGUUUGAACAGAAGAUCACAGACCUCAGACAACGGCUGGCUGAGUCCCAGAAAACUGUGCUUGAGCUGGAGGCAGAGCGAGAGCAGAGGCAGCGUGACUACGACAAGAAGCUGCUGCUGGCCAAGUCCAAGAUUGAAAAUGUACAGGGGGAGAAGGAGUGCCUAAAUUCUGAGACCACUGAGCUGAAGCAGAAGAUUCGCUACCUGCAGGAUCAGCUGCUGCCCCUGAGCAAACAGAGGGAGUACCAGGAGAAGGAGAUCCAACGCCUCAACAGGGCUUUAGAGGAAGCCUUAAAUCUGCACACCCCAUCCUCUUCCCAACAACCACCUGGCCAGGGUAACUUUGCCGAUGCAGCCAGUAACCUGAAGAAACAGGAACUGCUCACUCAAAUUGCUGUACUAAAGGAACAGGUGAAGAUUUUUGAAGAAGACUUCAGAAAAGAAAGGAGUGACAGAGAGCGAAUGAAUGAGGAAAAGGAGGACUUGAGGCGGCAAGUUGAGAGACUCCAGGGUCAGAUUACUAAUUUGACCAACCAGCUUCAUCAGGCGCAGAACGAGUGUCAGAGAGAACGCACAGAGAGAUGUAAGCUGGAGAGACUGCAGAUGCAGCAUCACAAACAGGGGCAGCAGCAGGAAAGACGUACCUCAGACCCCACGUCAGGCUCAGUGAACGGCCCGCUGAGCCCUCCCUACUGUGGUCCCUUUGUGCAGGUGGGACCGCAGGGCCUUGAGGGCUGGCCCGUACACUUCCCUCCCCGGAUGCCCAAUGCAGCAGGUGCCACAGCAGCAGCAGCAGCAGCAGCAGCAGCCGCAGCCGCAGCCGCAGCCGCCGCAGCACCGCCCCCUGUACGAGACUUCCAGCCUGUUACCCCGGGUUUUCCUUGGCAGUCGUCAUUCCCGCAGCCCAGAGGGGCCAGAGCAGUAGGAGAGAGCUCAAGACCACCACCAGAGAAUGCAGAUCAGGCCGCAGCAGCCGCAGCAGCAGGAGCAGGAUUUGGAAAAAGGGAGCGACAGAACAUUGACCCUGGAAAGCACUAAAGCAUCACCGUACCCACCUAAUGGAGUCUGGGUAGUAGCAUGAAAUCAGUUUGUUUUUGAGUUGACGAGGUGUGAUUUGAUCUAUAAUUUUCCUACUGAACUGUAGAUAUCCUAUUGUAAUGUUGUUUAUACUUGCGUUUUAUAAGGCUAUUUGUGAAACACUUCGCUAUUCUGAAUAUAUACAUGAAAUAUUAUUUGGAUUAUUAUUAUUAUUUUUUAUUAUCAGGAACUGAAGUCAUUUGUUAAAUAGGUUGGAAUGAUUAACAUGGUUUUUGUUUUUGUUCCAGAAAAAUAUACCUAUGUGAUUUGUCUCUCUGCAAAUAUGUAACAACUUGACACUUAGUUUGUUACUUGUAGGGUUACAAGAAGCCAUUCCCCAAUAUGACUAAGACUACAUAUACUCAUUCCAACAAUGAAUGAUUAUAUAGGUACAUUGAAUCAUAGAAUUUACAAUGUGAAUGUUAAUUGAUUUUUGAAGAUUUCUUCAGUGCCAUCGAUGUUAUAGACCUGUCCCAUAUGUGUAACUGUUCAAAAGUGGUUGUUGAAAUACAAAAAUUUCGGGAAAUGAAUUUUGAUGGUAUCAUACCAAAAAACAUGAUUGUGAUAAUUUAUUUAUAACCUGCUGUUUUGAUAGUUGCAUUGACUUAAGUGUAAAUCAUUGUCUUUAGUAAUGCUGUUCUUUCUAUGUUGUUAGUGUAAUCCAAAUAUAUUGUAGCUAUUGACAUUGUAUGUUUGUAUCAGACACCCAAUACACAUGCACAGUACAUACACAAUCUUAUUUUUAUUUUUUUUUCCCCAUGAUGAUGGACCUAAUCUCAUUAAACACAACACUUCUACUUGACCACAAUUGAUUUGAUGAUUUGACCACUCAUCCCGAUAUUCAUACUCAUCUUACUGCAUCCUGUCCGAUUGCCCAGUUCAGCCCCACACAAGUUACAGCACCAAAACCUUUUAGGCAUCAGCGAUGACAUUUUUCCUCUUAAUCUUAUUUCAUGAUAACUUGAGUUGUAAUCAGUGCAGCUAUCACGCCUAGUACUGAAACAUUCAAAUUCUGUUCAAGCAACAGAAACAGGAAGAUUGUCAUCAGUAUUUGGGAGUCCCUAGAUCUAGUGUUAGAGCAGUACAGCCACUCCUCAAAGGAAAACCUGCCAGGAAUUCUGGCUUUGCUCUUUGCCCACUUCACCAACCAGCAAUCCAGGCCGUGCCAACCAACCUGCAAAAUGCUAUAACAAAGUCAGGAUCCCUGAUAACAGGCACAGACUCCACACCACGAGAUUGUUACUUUUUUCAAAGACCAAUCCAAUCUGAAAUAAACCACUGUUUUACCUGAAGACCUAUGAAAGUUUACUUAGUAUAGUGUUAAUCAUGUAGUCUGAUGAAAGACUUCAAAAUAUGUGCAGAUGAAUUGCAAAUUGGCUCUGUUUUAUCAAACCGUUAAGUUAGUGGGAACAAAAUCCAGAUGGGUGAGUUGAAAUGAGAAGUUAGCAGAAUUGCACUUUGGUACGCUGUAAUUACUGGCAGUUGUAUUUUCUUGGUUUGUAGCCCUUUUACUUUUUUUUGCUGUAGGCAAAAGCACAUGUGAGACUUUUUGUAUUUGACUGGCUUAAUAAAUAUUCUAAAUGUC